Molecule: messenger RNA, 762 nt
Organism: Hydractinia symbiolongicarpus
Lineage: Eukaryota; Metazoa; Cnidaria; Hydrozoa; Anthoathecata; Hydractiniidae
Product: putative ubiquitin carboxyl-terminal hydrolase 50
Exons: 1
Coding region: 1-762 (253 amino acids)
Biological process (GO): protein deubiquitination
Cellular component (GO): nucleus; cytosol
Molecular function (GO): cysteine-type endopeptidase activity; cysteine-type deubiquitinase activity
Source: RefSeq, a predicted model, not a curated record
AUGUCUGUGCGUUCCACUCUGAAAUCUCUUACUGAGUCAUCUAUGCGAUCGUCGUCUUACAAUUGGCUAUCUCGAGACUCUUUGUCUUUAAUUCAUCCUAGUAGGGAUCCACAGCAUACCGCACAAUUGACACCAACUGUUUCAAAGAAAUCAUCCAAGUCACAAGCAACUUCGACCAUCAGCUUUAAGGACACGAUUCUCCAGGGCGAAACAAAGAGCUCUACUGCCUUGCCUGCACAAGAAUCACUAAGCAGCAACAGCGGCUUGCUAAAUUUGGGCAACACAUGUUACAUCAAUUCUAUUUUGCAAUGUUUUUAUGUCUUACCCGCAGUCGCCACAGCCAUCUCUGCAAAUGAUUCCAAUAUGGCGAUAGGUAGAAGUUUUGUAAGUGUUCUACGCAAAUUAUCCUCCUCCAAGAUUCCAGUGAACACUUCUUCAUUUCUAAAUGCAUUAAAAUGCCAUAUUUCUAAUGCAAGGGGCGCUGCUUUUAGUCCAUUCUCUCAACAAGAUGCCCUACAGAUUCUUGAGUAUCUCAUGCCAGAGUUGUCUUUAGCCUUUCCUUUCUUUGCUAGAAUAUUCAACACCCGUCUGAAAAUCUGCACUGCUUGCAACGCUUGCAAUAAUAUUAGCACCUCUGAGCAAGUAAGUCCAUUUCUUCAACUACCCUUGACAUCGACUGUAAAAUCUUCAGUAGAUAACUUUUUGGAAAACGAAGAAUUGUCAGGCGUUAACUCGCACUUCUGUCACUACUGUAAUAGUUAA